Messenger RNA from Guillardia theta CCMP2712, 3153 nucleotides. RefSeq lists its product as hypothetical. Lineage: Eukaryota; Cryptophyceae; Pyrenomonadales; Geminigeraceae. Bases 1 to 3153 code for a protein of 1050 amino acids. The transcript is spliced from 6 exons. The record is from RefSeq and is a predicted model, not a curated record.
AUGGGCAAGAAAAAUUGGGAGAGAAAUUCAAAAUUUCCAGAGACAACUAAAUCAGAAGCUCCCAAAACAAGAUCAGUCUUCUCGAAUGAGAGGACUCAAAACCACGAGCUUGAAAGCAAGAAGGAGUCAAAACCCAGUAAGACUAGAGGUUCUAGCCAAACACAUCUUUCUGCAAAGAAGAACUCAAUAGAUGAGGAGGGUAAUGCAAGGAGAGAUUCAUUGAGGAAGACGCGAAAUAGCGCCAGCAGCAGCAAAAGCACGUCUGAGCCUGACCCUGGGUUAACGGACGGUGCGAACAAAGAAGAACUGACGGAAGUGAUAACAGAAGUAGUGUAUCUGUCUCCGCACGAUGAAGAAUCAGACAAGGACUUCGAGUUUCUGAUUGAAGAUGAUCAGAAGGAAUCAGGAUCUCGCACAAAGUACCCGCCAUGGCCCUACUUUGUGAACUGUAGAGUUGAAGCCCUGUAUGAUGAUGGGAUUUGGUAUCAGGGAAUACUCAAAGAUGGACCCAAAGGCACUGGCAGCCACGAGGAGAAGCUCUUUCAGAUUAUCUUCGAUGACGGUGAAGAAAUUUGGACGGAGCUUCCAGCUGAUGAUAUUAGAAUGGUGGAGGCUGUUCCAAAGAAAGGGCUCAAAGUGUUUGUGUAUCUUGAUGCAAGUAGGUCCUCCAAGAAGUCGGCCAUCCUUUAUCAGAGCCAUGACAACUUGCAUGUCAAGGUUGGAGGAAAGAGCUGCUCGCUCACAUCCUUUUGUGCUAUGGAUGAUGCAUCGCAACCUCAACCGCAUCCUUAUGAUGCUGUCUGGGUGGCACAAUCCCCUGAGCUGUCGCUGCUUCAAUACUUCCAAAAAGCCUUCGGUGGGGAAUGCGAGGCUGUGCAAGGAGAACAAAGUAUUCCGGAUUCUUCUGCUCAACCAAAGCUGAUUCCUGGUCAAGAAGCUCCAAUGUCAAAACGGAGCCUCUUGCCGAAAGAUUGGAAAGUAUUGGUCAAGGAUGAUAAUAGCCAUUACAACUACAUCGCUCCAGACGGAACAAUCUUUUCGAACCUGCGCAGUGCUUUGACGUAUGCUGGUAAGCAUGAAGCAGAUGAAAUCUCAGCAUCGGAGCCUCGAAUGAAGAGCAGUGCAGAAGAGCAGACUGAAAGUAUUUCCAACUCUCAAUCGUUGAACAGUAAGGAAGCCAAAAGAGACCAGAAUCAAAGGGAUACGAGUGAGCACGAAAAGAAUAUCAAGUUUGAGACUGAAGUGAAGAGAAAAGGCAAGGCCAAGAAUGUAGAUUCAAAAGAUUCAGACAAAUCUGCUCAAGAUGAUACAAGAGAUGAUAUGGAGGUUGUAACACGAUCUUUGCGAAAGAGAACAAAAGGAACACCUUCCAACGAAUCUUCUUCCAAGAAUGUACUUGAAGUACAAUCAGCUCCUGCAACCCAGUCCUUCCAAGCCACCAGUUCUGAAAAUGCUGUCCAGUCAGAAGAGACAGUCAGACCUCAAGAAGAUAGACCUGCUUCAGACGCCAUACCCCAGACGAAGGUGAUUCUGUUCGAAGAAGACGUGGAUGUCGAAGAGAUGGACAAGUCGUCGGCAGCAGACGGGAAGGAUUCUGAGCACCAGUCGGAUCUAGAAGACGAAAGCGAAUUUGAAGGAGUCAUUGAAGAAAUAGAAGCUGAAGAUGAUGCUGGCCAAGGUCAGGAAGGAAGUUUCAUCGAAGAGGUGGAAGUAGACGAGAGCUCUGAAACCUCGACCUUGGCCGUCGAGCAAGGAGCUUCUGAAGACACCCAAGAAAACGACAAGUCGGUAGAAGACGAUUCUGUUACCAAGGGUACGGCUGCCAACCAGCGGCAGUUCAAUGUCGGAGAUUUUGUCUCUGUAGAAGAUUGCACAAAGAGAUGGUGUACGUGCGAAAUUUUGAAGAAAAUUGACGGGAAGGUGAAAGUACAUUACAUCAAUUGGAGUAGCGACUGGGAUGAAUGGAUUGACGUGACGUCAGACAGGAUACAGGAAAGCGAUGUGAUUAUCGACAAUGGAAAGAGAAAGUCUUCCAAAAUAUCCAAAGAAUCUGCUGCCAUAAAAAAGCCAAAGCCAAAAACAAUCAAACCUAGGAUAGACAGGAUUCCCAACUUUGAAGAGAAACAGUCAUGGGUAUGUUCAGUAGACAUGAAGAAGGGAUUUGCCAACGGGAACAGAUACAUCGGAGAACAGGUUCGCAUCCGAGACAGGACACAUGGUCUUUUGCGUGGUGCAAUCGAUGACUUUGACGAGCGAGGGUUUCACGUGGCUAUCGAGGGUGACAUGGAAAACCGCUGGAUUCGUUUGCCAGAUCCAGAUGUCGACUUUCUACAGAUAGUAGCAGCACGGCCCGAAGUAAACCAGUAUCCAAGGAGGACGAACCGCCUUUCCUUUGUAUGUACAGGCUGUGAGAAACAGUUUCAGACAAAGCAAGGUCUGCACUUCCAUAUUUCUCGCUCAGAAGAGUGCCAGAAUGUAUUUUAUAACCUGAACAUCCCACUUCCUCCUGGAAUCGCAUGGAAAAUUUCCAAGAAGAACAACCAAAAGAGCAGAACCAGCACCAGUCUUGCAUCGGCAUCAUCAGGACCUUUGCACUCAAAACCCAGUGAGUUGCACAAAAGCGCCUUCAAGCAAAAGAAGAGGAAAAGUGACCUGGAGAUUUCGGACAUUGAGAAACGACAAAAGGUUUUGUCAAGUGAAUCAUUCGCAUUCGUCUCAAGUCCUCAGAUCAAAGACAACUCUUCAUCCAGGGCGAGUAACGGACGGUCCAUCGCUUCUUUGGUCAUAGCAGAAGUUCUCAGAAGGAGGGCCACAGGCUCAAACAAAGCUCCAAAAGCAGUAUCUUCAGCUGUUUCAUCGACAAACAAGCCUGAGCCACGAGAACCUGCUAGGAAAGCCUGUGUGCUAGAGCCCCUGAGGGGCUCUCAAGCUAGGCAAGCCAUCGCUCAAUUCUUGGAGAAGAACAACUAUUUCGGGAUGGCAGAUUUGAAGGUUUUCAUAUAUUGUGCUUGCUUGGCUGAGUAUGAAGAUUUGGUUUACAGCAGGUUCUCAGUCAAAAGUUUAGAUUUCAGAAAAUUGCGUUCUCUUAAAGAAAAACCAUUGAAGGCACUUGGAACGUUUGCCGUGCUCGAAAGAAUCGAAUCAGUGGAGUGA